Hibiscus syriacus is the source of this 2537-nucleotide messenger RNA. RefSeq names its product potassium transporter 5-like. Gene Ontology annotation, biological process: potassium ion transmembrane transport. Gene Ontology annotation, molecular function: potassium ion transmembrane transporter activity. The record is from RefSeq and is a predicted model, not a curated record. Lineage: Eukaryota; Viridiplantae; Streptophyta; Magnoliopsida; Malvales; Malvaceae. Gene Ontology annotation, cellular component: membrane.
CUCAGGUAUGGCGGAAAACUUGGAGAAAGCGCCUGAAGAGUUAGAGAUCACAGCAGAAGCUGAUAAAAACCGACUGAAAGAUCGAAAGUUCUCGUGGGCCAAGCUCCGCCGUGUCGAUUCUCUCAAUUUGGAGGCCGGUAGACUCUCUUUUGCCGAAGCCAAGCACACCCAUUCCAAGGUGAAUUGGGCGACGACGUUGAGUUUGGCAUUUCAGUCGGUCGGAGUGAUCUACGGAGAUAUCGGAACUUCACCGCUUUAUGUAUACGCCAGCACUUUCACCAACGGCAUUGGCCACCCAGACAACCUUAUUGCCGUCCUCUCCCUCAUCAUCUACUCCAUAAUUCUCAUCCCUUUCUUCAAGUACGCAUUCAUCGUUUUGAGAGCCAAUGACAAUGGUGAAGGUGGAACCUUUGCGCUCUAUUCCUUGAUGUGCCGACACGUGAAAAUGAGCUUGAUCCCGAAUCAACAACCGGAGGAUCGAGAGCUUUCAAACUACCGGUUGGACACUCCAUCGAACCAGUUCAAGCGGGCGCAUAAAAUCAGAGGGAAGAUCGAGAACAGCUCACUUGCAAAAGUCGGUCUUUUCUUGAUCACUAUCCUCGGCACUUCGAUGGUUAUAGGAGACGGGGUUUUGACCCCAUCGAUCUCUGUUCUUUCUGCGGUUGGUGGCAUCAAAUCCUUAGGACAAGACGCUGUGGUGGGAAUUUCCGUGGCGAUUCUGAUCAUCCUAUUCUGUGUUCAACGAUUUGGAACUGACAAAGUGGGAUAUUCAUUUGCUCCGAUCGUAUGCCUGUGGUUUUCCUUUAAUGGCAUCGGUUUAUACAACCUCUUCACGUAUGGUUGGGGUGUACUCCGCGCGUUUAAUCCAUUAUAUAUUGUGGAUUACUUCAGAAGAAGCGGCAAGGACGGGUGGGUAUCUCUUGGUGGAGUAGUUCUUUGCAUUACAGGGACGGAAGCUAUGUUUGCUGAUCUGGGUCACUUCAAUGUUCGAGCAGUUCAAAUUAGUUUCUCCACCAUUACCUUGCCUUCUUUACUCAUUGCAUAUAGUGGCCAAGCAGCCUACCUAACCCAACACCCGGAAAACGUCGGCGAUACUUUCUACAAAUCUAUUCCAGAUCCAUUGUAUUGGCCAACAUUUGUUGUAGCUGUUGCUGCUUCCAUUAUUGCUAGCCAAGCUAUGAUUUCCGGAGCAUUUUCAAUUAUCUCUCAGUCCUUAACUCUGGGUUGUUUUCCCAGAGUUAAGGUGGUGCACACCUCGGCUAAGUACGAGGGUCAGGUUUAUAUACCGGACAUCAACUACAUGCUCAUGAUUGCCUGCGUUAUCGUCACCGUUGCAUUCAGAACGACUGAAAAGAUCGGCCACGCUUAUGGAAUUGCUGUUGUGGCUGUGAUGUUGAUCACAACAGGCAUGGUUACCCUUAUCAUGCUAGUGAUAUGGAAGACGAACAUAUUGUGGAUUCUCCUCUUCGUUGUGUUCUUCGGUGCCGUCGAGUCUGUAUAUCUCUCGUCCGUCUUGUAUAAAUUCGUUCAAGGCGGCUACCUUCCACUGGCAUUAUCUCUUGUCCUCAUGACAAUCAUGGGAACAUGGCACUACGUGCACCAAAAACGAUACGAAUUCGAGCUGAAUAAUAAGGUUUCUAAUGAACAUGUUAAACAACUGGUGGAAGAUCCGAAGAUAAAUCGGGUGCCGGGAAUUGGUCUUUUGUACUCGGAGCUGGUUCAAGGCAUACCUCCCAUUUUCCCUCAUUUCAUUUCCAGCAUACCUUCCAUCCAUUCAGUUCUAGUCUUUGUCUCAAUUAAGAAUCUUCCGAUCACCAAAGUGGCAUUGGAGGAGAAGUUCCUCUUUCGACACAUCGAACCAAGAGAACAUAGAAUGUUCCGCUGCGUUGUAAGAUACGGCUACAAGGAUACGAUGGGAACCCCUGACGUGUUCGAGAAACAACUGAUUGAGAAGUUGAAGGAAUUCAUCCGUCAUGAACAUUACAUAGCCGAAGGUGAGACAGAGGCGGUUGAACAAACUACUGCUCUUAUCGUAAAUCAAGGAAAAGAGAAAGGAAGCAGCAAAAGGGCUGUUUUUGUUGAGGAAACGCUAAACCAGAUCAAUCAAUCUCGUACAUCCUCUGCAUCCAUCCAGUCGAUCAAUGUGGCACGAUCGACAAACUCAUCCACCCGGAUUGUAUCCGCACCGAUAGCAGGAGCCGAAGAGGAGCUGCAGUUUGUUGAGAAAGCAAAGGACGAUGGAGUUAUUUACCUCCUAGGAGAAGCUGAAGUGAUGGCUGAACCGAAUUCUUCGUUCAUGAAGAAGAUAAUUGUGGAUUAUAUGUAUAAUUUUCUGAGGAGGAACUUCAGGCAAGGUGAGAAAGUGAUGAUGAUACCACAAUCCAGGCUUCUAAGGGUCGGAAUGACAUACGAGAUUUAGAAUACUCGGUGAAAUGUAAGGUGAGCUUCGUGGAGUCAAAAGAAGUAUAUAUAUAUAUAUACGUGUGUGUAAUAUACGUACAGUGUAAUGGCUUUGGCAAUAAUAUGUAUGUUUGCUU